Aspergillus versicolor CBS 583.65 is the source of this 911-nucleotide messenger RNA. RefSeq lists its product as uncharacterized. Lineage: Eukaryota; Fungi; Ascomycota; Eurotiomycetes; Eurotiales; Aspergillaceae. The transcript has a single exon. The record is from RefSeq and is a predicted model, not a curated record. Bases 137 to 784 code for a protein of 215 amino acids.
UCCCAGCGUCUUGGUGUAGGCAGCCCAGGCAGCACCUCGUAUCAGCCCUCGUAUUCCAAAUCAGCACCAGAAUACAAAUACGAGGCAGCCCCUUUCAUCUCCCAGACAAUGUGCAUCAGCAACGUUUCGAGAGAUCAUGGAAGUAGACGCAGACGCAAGACGCCUCAUCCCCUGGCGCAUCAAAUCCGGCUUCUUCACAGCAGACGAAAUCAUCGAGAUCGUCGCAGACUAUCUCAUCAACUCGCAUCGUGAUAAGACACUCUCCCAAGCGCAGGACGCAAUCCGCCCAAUCGUCGAACUCGAAUGGGCCAGCCAACUCGAACGGCAGAAAUCGUGGCCUGACGAGCCUACAAUUUCGGAGAAACUUUCCAAGGCCUUCUCCUCGCUUGAGCGGAUUCAUCGAAUCCUUGCCCGGAUGAACUUCGCCUGCUGCCAGAGAUGUGGGGUUUCCGAGCUUUCGGGCGAGAGCGAUGAGGAUACGCGGGGGUAUGUCUUCUUCCACGAGCAGGAUACCGAGAUCAUGGCUGGGGGUGGGGAUGUGUUGCUGUCCUAUGGGUCGUUUACGCAGUCGGAGGAGAGGACUCGAGCUGUUGGGGAUGUGAUUGCCAAGUCGUUGAGGCGGGCUGGGCUGAGCGUUGAGUGGGAGGGGGAUACGAAAAAGAGGAUGUUGGUUCACUGUGACGAGUGGAGGAGGAGGAUUAGGGAAGAUGGAGAGGUUGACUCGGAUUUCUCUGAUGAGAGUGACACGGCGGAGCCGGUUCGGACUUCUGAUGUUGAGGAGUGACCAGGCUGCCUUGCUACAGUGUAUUUCAUGUGUAGAAUCGCGGUGUUGUUUUCAUUGCAGCGAGCAGACAUGCACGGCGCUUACUUCCGGUGCUCGUAUGGAAAGGCCUGGUUGCUCUGGUAGCUAU